CACCCGGAGACCACGGGGACGCGGGCUGGACCCCGAGGUGCGCCAGACCCCUCCGAGCGGCAGUUUUAUACUAGAAGAGCACAACCAUGUUUCGGAAUAGUCUCAAGAUGCUUCUUACUGGUGGUAAAUCAAGUCGUAAAAACAGGUCAAGUGAUGGAGGAAGCGAGGAACCAUCGGAUCGAAGACAGUCAAGUGUAGAUUCUCGCCAAAGCCGCUCUGGGCAAGGUGGCAUCUCCACAGAAAGCGAUUGUGCUUUUGAGCCAGACUAUGCUGUUCCACCACUUCCAGUGAGUGAAGAUGAUGCUGAGCAGGAACUUGGCCCCCCUCCAUCUGUAGAUGAGGCUGCAAACACACUCAUGACGCGCCUGGGUUUCCUCCUUGGUGAGAAAGUCACAGAGGUUCAGCCAGGUGACCAGUACGGGAUGGAGGUGCAGGAUGAAAAUCAGACUUCAGCAAUUACCCAGAGAAUAAGUCCCUGCUCCACCCUGACUAGCAGCACUGCCUCUCCACCAGCAAGUAGCCCCUGUUCUACCCUCCCACCAGUCAGUACAAAUGCAACUGCCAAGGACUGUAGUUAUGGGGCUGUUACCAGUCCAACUUCCACCCUUGAAAGCAGAGACAGUGGAAUCAUUGCUACACUGACAAGCUAUUCUGAAAAUGUUGAACGCACAAAAUAUGUUGGAGAAAGCAAUAAAGAAUUAGGAUCUGGAGGAAACCUAAAACCUUGGCAGUCUCAAAAAUCUAGCAUGGACUCUUGUCUAUAUCGAGUAGAUGAAAACAUGACUGCCUCCACAUAUAGUCUGAACAAGAUCCCAGAGAGAAAUUUGGAAACGGUUUUAUCUCAGUCUGUACAAUCUAUUCCUUUGUAUCUCAUGCCACGGCCAAAUUCAGUAGCAGCCACCAGCUCUGCCCACCUAGAGGACCUUGCUUACUUGGAUGAACAGAGACACACACCUCUAAGGACUUCUCUUCGAAUGCCAAGACAGAGUAUGGGUGGUGUACGCACACAGCAGGAUUUAAGAGAUGUGGAUGCCAACAGAGAGCUGCCACUGACACAGCCACCUUCAGCCCACUCAUCUAUCACCAGUGGAAGCUGCCCAGGUACUCCAGAAAUGCGCAGGCGGCAAGAAGAGGCAAUGCGAAGACUAGCCUCACAGGUGGUUGCCUAUCAUUAUUGCCAAGCAGAUAAUGCCUACACCUGCCUAGUCCCAGAAUUUGUCCACAAUGUUGCUGCUUUGCUCUGCCGCUCACCUCAACUGACUGCUUAUCGGGAGCAACUUCUACGAGAGCCUCAUCUGCAGAGCAUGCUGAGCCUUCGGUCCUGUGUUCAAGACCCCAUGGCCUCCUUCCGAAGAGGAGUCCUGGAGCCCCUGGAGAAUCUCCACAAAGAGAGAAAAAUCCCAGAUGAAGAUUUCAUCAUUUUAAUUGAUGGAUUAAAUGAAGCAGAAUUUCACAAACCGGAUUAUGGGGAUACAAUUGUAUCAUUUCUGAGUAAAAUGAUAGGAAAAUUUCCUUCUUGGCUCAAACUAAUUGUAACAGUUAGGACAAGUUUACAGGAAAUUACCAAGUUGCUGCCUUUCCAUAGGAUAUUUUUGGAUCGACUAGAAGAGAAUGAAGCCAUAGACCAGGACCUGCAGGCUUACAUCUUGCACCGGAUACACAGCAGCUCAGAGAUCCAGAAUAACAUUUCACUUAAUGGCAAAAUGGACAAUACUACAUUUGGCAAACUCAGUUCUCAUCUCAAGACUCUCAGUCAAGGGUCCUAUCUAUACCUGAAACUCACAUUUGACCUCAUAGAGAAAGGUUAUCUAGUAUUAAAGAGUUCUAGCUACAAAGUAGUUCCUGUUUCACUCUCAGAGGUUUAUUUACUCCAAUGCAAUAUGAAGUUCCCAACCCAGUCUUCCUUUGACCGGGUGAUGCCUCUCCUGAAUGUGGCAGUGGCCUCUCUCCACCCACUGACUGAUGAGCAUAUCUUUCAGGCCAUCAAUGCUGGUAGCAUUGAGGGCACACUAGAAUGGGAAGAUUUUCAACAGAGAAUGGAGAACCUAUCUAUGUUCCUAAUCAAGCGCAGAGACAUGACUCGUAUGUUUGUUCAUCCUUCUUUUCGAGAAUGGCUUAUCUGGAGAGAAGAAGGAGAGAAAACCAAAUUUCUCUGUGAUCCCAGGAGUGGUCACACAUUACUUGCCUUCUGGUUUUCCCGCCAAGAGGGAAAACUAAAUCGACAACAGACUAUUGAACUGGGACAUCAUAUCCUCAAAGCUCACAUCUUUAAGGGUUUGAGUAAAAAAGUUGGUGUAUCAUCUUCCAUUCUCCAAGGUCUCUGGAUCUCCUAUAGCACAGAAGGUCUUUCUAUGGCAUUGGCAUCUUUACGAAAUCUCUACACUCCAAAUAUAAAGGUCAGCCGACUGUUGAUUUUGGGAGGUGCUAAUAUUAAUUACCGGACAGAGGUUUUAAAUAAUGCCCCAAUCCUGUGUGUCCAGUCUCAUCUUGGUUAUACAGAAAUGGUGGCCCUGCUUUUGGAGUUUGGGGCCAAUGUGGAUGCUUCUUCUGAAAGUGGCCUGACUCCUCUGGGAUAUGCUGCAGCGGCAGGGUUCCUGAGUAUUGUGAUGCUGCUGUGCAAGAAACGGGCCAAGGUGGAUCAUUUAGAUAAGAAUGGGCAGUGUGCUUUGGUUCAUGCAGCACUCCGAGGUCAUCUGGAGGUUGUCAAGUUUCUGAUUCAGUGUGACUGGACAAUGGCUGGCCAGCAGCAAGGAGUGUUUAAGAAGAGCCAUGCCAUCCAGCAGGCCCUCAUUGCUGCAGCCAGCAUGGGUUACACUGAGAUUGUGUCCUACCUACUUGAUCUUCCAGAAAAAGAUGAAGAGGAGGUAGAGCGAGCACAGAUCAACAGCUUUGACAGUCUCUGGGGAGAGACAGCUCUGACCGCUGCAGCCGGAAGAGGCAAGUUGGAGGUAUGCCGUCUACUCUUGGAGCAAGGGGCAGCAGUGGCUCAGCCAAACCGCCGAGGGGCAGUGCCCCUAUUCAGCACUGUUCGCCAGGGCCACUGGCAGAUUGUUGAUCUUCUACUUACUCAUGGAGCUGAUGUCAACAUGGCAGACAAGCAGGGUCGUACCCCCCUGAUGAUGGCUGCUUCUGAAGGCCAUCUAGGAACUGUGGAUUUUCUACUUGCACAAGGGGCCUCCAUUGCUCUAAUGGACAAAGAAGGAUUGACAGCCCUAAGCUGGGCUUGCUUGAAGGGUCAUCUGUCAGUAGUUCGUUCUCUGGUAGAUAAUGGAGCUGCCACAGAUCAUGCUGACAAAAAUGGCCGCACCCCACUGGACCUGGCAGCCUUCUAUGGUGAUGCUGAGGUGGUCCAGUUCCUGGUGGAUCAUGGGGCCAUGAUUGAGCAUGUUGACUACAGUGGGAUGCGCCCUUUGGAUAGGGCAGUGGGGUGCCGGAACACUUCUGUUGUGGUCACUCUCCUGAAGAAAGGAGCCAAAAUAGGUCCAGCCACAUGGGCGAUGGCCACCUCCAAACCAGACAUCAUGAUAAUCCUGUUGAGCAAGCUGAUGGAAGAGGGGGACAUGUUUUAUAAGGAUUUUGGAAUGGCGGAGGAAUUUGCUACUAAGGCCCUGGAGCUGAAACCGAAAUCUUAUGAAGCUUACUAUGCAAGAGCAAGGGCAAAACGCAGCAGCAGACAGUUUGCAGCAGCUUUAGAGGAUCUGAACGAGGCCAUCAAGCUGUGUCCAAACAACCGUGAAAUCCAGAGACUCCUGAUAAGAGUGGAGGAGGAGUGUAGACAGAUGCAGCAGCAGCAGCAGCAGCCACCACCACCAUCACAGCAGCCUCAGCAGGACUUACCUGAAGAAACAGAGCCUGAACCACAACAUGAAGAUAUAUACUCUGUCCAAGACAUAUUUGAGGAGGAGUACCUGGAACAGGAUGCUGAGAAUGUUUCCAUUGGCCUCCAGACAGAGGCUCGACCCAGCCAGGGGCUGCCAAUAAUCCAGAGCCCACCCUCCUCUCCAGCUCAUCGGGAUUCAGCCUACAUCUCUAGUUCACCUCUUGGCUCUCAUCAGGUUUUUGACUUCCGGUCCAAUAGUUCUGUAGGUUCCCCUACUAGGCAGGGAUAUCAGUCCACCUCGCCUGCUCUUUCUCCAACUCACCAGAACUCUCACUACAGGCCUAGUCCACCACAUACUUCCCCAGCUCAUCAGGGUGGAUCUUACCGUUUCAGCCCCCCUCCUGUGGGAGGGCAGAGCAAAGAAUACCCAAGCCCUCCCCCUUCCCCUCUCCGGAGAGGCCCUCAGUAUCGGGCUAGCCCUCCAGCUGAGAGCAUGAGUGUCUAUAGAUCCCAGUCGGGUUCACCCGUGCGCUAUCAGCAAGAAACAAAUGUUAGUCAGCUUCCUGGCAGACCAAAAUCUCCAUUAUCCAAAAUGGCCCAGCGGCCAUACCAGAUGCCUCAGCUUCCUGUAGCAGUUCCCCAGCAAGGGCUCAGGCUGCAGCCCGCCAAGGCCCAGAUUGUGAGAAGUAACCAGCCCAGCUCAGCAGUUCAUUCAAGCACUGUCAUCCCUACAGGGGCCUAUGGCCAAGUAGCCCAUUCCAUGGCCAGUAAAUACCAGUCUUCACAAGGAGAUAUGGGAGUAAGUCAGAGCCGGUUGGUUUAUCAAGGGUCAAUAGGGGGAAUCGUAGGGGAUGGGAGACCUGUGCAGCAUGUCCAAGCCAGCCUGAGUGCGGGUGCCAUCUGUCAACAUGGAGGGUUGACCAAAGAAGACCUUCCACAGCGACCUUCCUCUGCAUAUCGAGGUGGCAUGAGAUACAGCCAGACACCACAGAUUGGGAGAAGCCAGUCCGCAUCCUAUUACCCAGUCUGUCACUCAAAACUAGAUCUGGAACGCUCCUCCAGCCAACUAGGUUCCCCUGAUGUGUCUCAUUUAAUCAGAAGACCUAUAAGUGUCAACCCUAGUGAAAUCAAGCCCCACCCACCAACCCCCAGGCCAUUGCUACACUCCCAGAGUGUGGGCCUUCGCUUUUCUCCAUCUAGCAAUAGCAUCUCCUCCACCUCCAACCUAACUCCUACUUUCCGGCCUUCGUCCUCAAUUCAACAAAUGGAGAUCCCACUGAAACCGGCAUAUGAUAGGUCAUGUGACGAGUUGUCACCCGUGUCUCCCACUCAGGGAGGUUACCCCAGUGAGCCCACCCGAUCCAGGACCACACCAUUCAUGGGGAUCAUAGAUAAAACAGCCCGGACUCAACAAUACCCCCACCUUCACCAGCAGAAUCGGACCUGGGCAGUGUCAUCAGUCGAUACCGUUCUCAGUCCCACGUCUCCAGGCAACCUGCCUCAACCCGAGUCCUUCAGUCCACCGUCAUCCAUCAGUAACAUUGCCUUUUAUAACAAAACCAACAAUGCACAAAAUGGCCAUUUGCUGGAGGACGAUUAUUACAGCCCACAUGGGAUGCUGGCUAAUGGGUCCCGUGGAGACCUCUUGGAGAGAGUCAGCCAGGCCUCCUCCUAUCCUGAUGUGAAGGUUGCUCGGACCCUACCUGUGGCUCAGGCAUACCAGGACAACCUGUACAGGCAAUUGUCCCGGGACUCGCGACAAGGGCAGACAUCGCCUAUCAAACCAAAGAGACCAUUUGUGGAGUCUAAUGUUUAAAAGACAUUUGUUGGAGUGAGACCCGUAUGUUUUCACUGCACACAUUUUCAGGCUUGGUUUCCACAUUUGAGGUAGUUCUCUGGCUUAAUUUCUCAUGUAGUUUCUGUGUGGUGUUCAGAGGUGGCAGCCCACAUGCUGAAAUCCUUUGCAUGCAGCCGACUGGGAAGCUGGCCUCAGUGAGCCAGGACUUCAGUUUCUCUUGUCUGUGCCCUAGCCACAUGCUCUCUCCCUCCCUCUCUUCCAAUGCCAACGAGGAGAUUUUUGUGCCGUGUGCUUUAACCCAGGGAGAUCAGACACACUGGUCAGCUUUUUCCAGGAGACAAUCGCUUUCAUUGAUGUUCUUGUUGUAUAAAUGUCUUUUUCUUUUUCUAAAAAGUAAGAUGUUCUUGUUCGUUUUCUUCUAGGAACUUUAGAAAGAGUGUGAUGCCCCUUUGCCUUUGCAUUCUUAUCCAGUGUUACCAGAUAGCCAACCCCAGUGCAUUCCUGUGUCAUGGCCUCCUCCCGCUCACCGCAAGCUCCCCGCAGUCAUCAGGUCCAGAAGGUUGAUUUGCACUGCUGCUGGCCUUCCUAUGGGGCAAAAGGAUCUAGGAGAGAGAGAAGAAAAAGAAGAACUAAGUCUGUUAAAUGGAAAGAAAACCCCAGUAUAGCUAUUUGAAAUGUCACUCCAUUGAUUUUCCAAGAGGCAUUUUAAGACCAUUUAGAAAACAACCAGCCCUUUAAAAAUGUUGGUCAGCCAAGUAAAGUCAGUGAGAACUCUGGGUAUUUUUAAAUAAUUCACUAAGAAUUUUUCUGCAUGUUUUUAACAGCUAACCCCUAAAACCUACUGAUUUUCUAGGGGUAGAGAAGGGAACCGAUACAUAGAAAGACAGAAGGGAAAAAAAGAUAGGAGUUUUCUGUAUCUCAGUUGAAAGGCUACAGAAACUGGAAUAAGUCUCCUUUUUAGAUCAGGAAACAUCAUUGAAUACCAGAUUCUUCAAAACAAACUGUUCCAAUGGCCGCUGAUGCAGUAACCCUGUUAGCUGCAUCUUCACUGGAAUCCAGCUCUGUUCUGCUGGCCCUUUUUUUUUUCCAAACCCAGCUGUGAAGAAAGUUGUUCUUCAGGAAGCUAACUGGAUGCUCUCGGGACCGUAAGACAUUCCCCAGCGUUUCCAUCUAGGGCCAUUCCCUUCCAUGCCAGUUGUUACCUAAUUCCAUAUGUAGACCUAGAGUUUCAUUGUCUACUAUCAAAGAAAUCGUGUCUUGUUGUAGGAGCACUGGGGUGAUACUUGAAUAUGAGAAACAACAAAGUGUUCAGGAGCAACGACAAACCCCUUUCAGUUCUGUUUUGUAGCUGGGGGUAGGGGCACAAGACAGACAAUAGGUCUCUUCUCCCAUCACUGUCUAUACAUCUGGGUCUUACAGUUGUUUGUUAAUCUAACAUUUGAGAGACUGAGGCCACUAAGAGAUGGAUAGCAAAAUUGCAGAAACCAAAGCCUUAGCAUGUUCCUGGCACUAACUGGCCAUAAGCUCUUAAAACUAAGCAUCUCAAGCCAACAAACAGCUAAAACUAAACAAAGGAACAUUAUUUGUCUUCUGUUUUUAGGAAUCAUUCUGCUCUUGUAAAUAAAGGGCUACAGAAAGAGCAGUUCCCUGAGUAAAAUCCAGCUUUUGACUACUCCUUUCCACGUUCUCUGAAAGGAACAAAGCUGAGACCAGAAAUGUUUCUUUACUAAUUUAGAUUCUAUCAAGUAGAUGGACCCCACCCCUCAGCGUCCCCAAGCCUAAAGCAGAGCAGGACUCAACUGAACCAGACACUUUGCGCUCUGAUGUAUAAGGAUUGCCUCCUACUCCAACACCAUUGUGAGCAUCAGUGGCCUCGACCUACCUACCCAUCCACCCAUUUAUCCAUCCAUCUAUCUGUAUCAUGUCUUUUCAUCUCCCACAUCAGCAAGAUGAUAGAUUUAGCUGUAGUAUUAACCUGUAGAGCUUCGAACCCACUUGAGGCUUCUCAGCUCCCCUUCUGCCCAAGGCCUCAGCCCUGUUGGUCUCUCAGUAUCUUAUCCCUUUCAAACCAUCUCCCAGUGGGGCACUGCUAUAUUCUAAAGAACUUCUGUCUACUAGAAAAGGGUCCCUACCUGUCUAGAGCGUCAUGCACGCCACUUACUUCUCCAAGUAGUUUGGGAAGGUCAUUUGGUCUUACAAUGACGCCACUGAUAUCACUCCUCUACAGGGUCUCUCUUUGGGUUUUCCAAGAAAAAAAAUGAGAUUUAUUAUCUCCACCUCACUGCGCAAAACACCUAAAAUAUCAGCAGUCAAAUGUGAUUCUUUUUUAGCCAUCAUAAGAGAGUGAAUAUCAUGACUGGGUGCCAGUGUUCUUGACUAGAAAACGCCAGCAGGAGCUUCCUGGGGCAGGAGACCAGAGUCUUCUUUUGGGAGCCGACUGCCUGUGCCCUGUUUUGCUACUUCACUGCCAUAGGACGAUCUUAGUACUGUAUUUUAGAGACGCCCCUUCCCUAGCAACAGGCAUCUGCCAAAUCAAUGUCUGGCUUUGGGUGGGAGGAAAAUUUUUCAAAUGAAACUGGCAAGUUCUGCUCACCCAACUCAUAUCAUCCGGAAAUGGAAACUGGUGAUAAACUUCAGCUUACAGGUUUCUCACCAAAAUGUGUGUUCCGUUUCUCAGAAUUCUUGCACUAGUGGGUUUCCAUCACAUCAUGUCUAAAAAAUGGGUGCACUUUACUGUUUGAAUUUGUAACUGAUAAAUACUGGAUAUUUAAGUGUGAGUAGUGUCUUCAUUAGAAAUUAGCAGAAUCGCUCUUGUCUUAGUGUAUUUUUGAGGGAAAAAAAAA
Molecule: messenger RNA, 8461 nt
Organism: Dipodomys ordii (Ord's kangaroo rat)
Lineage: Eukaryota; Metazoa; Chordata; Mammalia; Rodentia; Heteromyidae
Gene: Tanc2
Product: tetratricopeptide repeat, ankyrin repeat and coiled-coil containing 2
Exons: 24
Coding region: 87-5636 (1849 amino acids)
Biological process (GO): regulation of dendritic spine morphogenesis
Cellular component (GO): dendritic spine
Molecular function (GO): protein binding
Source: RefSeq, a predicted model, not a curated record